AUGGGACAAACGAGUGAUUUUAAUGUUGUAACUGUUAUUCANGCCAUUGAUCCCAAAUCCACUGCUUCUGGUGUUGGGGAAUUAGUCUUACCCAUCAAUAAAAAAAUGGACUCUCACAACAAAAAAGUACUUUCAGCCAAAAUCCCCUGGGUCAAAAUUUUAACCAGCUUCCCUGUUUGGGCGAUCGUUGUCAAUAACUUCACCUUUCACUAUGCUUUAUAUGUGCUCAUGAACUGGCUCCCAACCUACUUUGAAUUGGGCCUUAAGCUUAGCCUGCAAGACAUGGGUUCCUCUAAAAUGUUGCCCUAUCUCAACAUGUUCCUGUUCUCCAACAUUGGCGGUGUUGUUGCCGACUACUUGAUCACCAGGAGAAUAUUAUCUGUCACCAAAACCAGGAAAUUCUUGAACACCGUAGGGUUCUUGGUUGCUUCUCUUGCCUUGGUGGUGAUUCCCAGUUUCAGAACUUCUGGUGGUGCUGUCUUCUGUUCUUCUGUGGCUCUUGGUUUCUUGGCACUUGGCAGAGCUGGAUUUGCAGUGAACCACAUGGAUGUUGCUCCGAGAUACGCUGGAAUAGUGAUGGGUGUUUCUAAUACUGCGGGUACUUUGGCUGGCAUUGUGGGCGUUGACCUAACUGGGAAGCUUCUUGAAGCUGCUAAGGCUGCUAAUUCUGAUCUUUCAAGUCCAGAAAGCUGGAGAACAGUGUUUUUCAUUCCUGGAUUUUUAUGCAUUUUUAGUUCAUUUGUAUUUCUACUAUUUUCAACAGGGGAGAGAAUUUUUGAUUGAAGUAGCCUUGUCAAUUUCAUGGCUUAAGAGGUGUUGUUAUUCUGGGGAUUUAAUUUUUAUUACAUCUCCAUGUUAUAUCAUUCUUGGAUAGAAGAGGUCAUGAUGUUAUAACUGGA
Molecule: messenger RNA, 899 nt
Organism: Vigna umbellata (rice bean)
Lineage: Eukaryota; Viridiplantae; Streptophyta; Magnoliopsida; Fabales; Fabaceae
Source: RefSeq, a predicted model, not a curated record